CGAGAUUUCACCGAUCUCAACAAAAUUAGGAUAAAACAAAAUAAAAUAAAAUUAUUGUUCAAAGUUUCAAACUCUCUGCAUAAUCGUCUGUGAUUGGGAAAUUUCUCGGUAUUGUACCGAUCACCAUAAACACCACCGACAGUGAAAAUGCCCUCAACUGCUAAAUUCUUCGCCGAGACCACGAUUCCACACCAGAAGAACUACGGCGGACUUAGCUUCCCCGCCGUGCUCUCCCCGACGGCGGUAGGUUCCAGUAGUCCGUCUAUUUUAACGGCGGCCGUUAAGGAGCAGAGGCCAUGGCUGGACCUUCUUCUACACAGACACGGGGCUAUUCUGUUCCGAGGGUUUGAUAAUCUGGCUACUGCUUCGGACUUCAACGACGUCGUCGAGGCGUUUGGGUACGAGGAGCUCCCGUACGUUGGCGGCGCCGCCCCGAGGACCAACGUCGUCGGCCGGGUUUUUACUGCCAACGAGUCCCCGCCUGAUCAGAAAAUCCCUUUCCAUCAUGAGAUGGCUCAGGUCCCCGAGUACCCUUCCAAGUUGUUCUUCUUUUGUGAGGUAGAACCUGCAAGUGGGGGAGAAACCCCUAUUGUCCUGAGUCAUGUUGUGUAUGAGAAGAUGAAGGAGAAAUACCCAGAUUUUGUGGAAAAAUUAGAGAAGCACGGACUCAUAUAUACUCGUGUUCUGGGAGAAGACGAUGAUCCUUCUUCCCCUAUAGGCCGUGGCUGGAAAUCUACUUUCUUGACCGAAGAUAAAAGUGUGGCUGAGGAAAGGGCCGCUAAGUUAAACAUGAAGCUUGAAUGGAUGGAGAAUGGGAAUGUAAAGACGAUAAUGGGCCCAAUCCCUGCAAUCAAGCACGACGAGACCAGGCAGCGAAAGAUCUGGUUCAACAGCAUGGUGGCUGCUUACACGGGCUGGGAGGAUGCAAGAAACGAGCCCAAGAAGGCUGUCAGUUUUGGGAAUGGGAGUCCAUUACCGGCCCAUGUAAUAUACGACUGCCUGAAAAUAUUGGAAGAGGACAGCUGUGCUUUCCCUUGGAAGAAAGGGGAUGUGUUGCUGAUCGAUAAUUUGGCUGUCCUUCACUCUCGGAAGCCGUUCGAACCUCCUCGUAGGAUAUUGGCCUCACUAUGCAAGUAAUAAGGUAAAAUCUGUGAACACAAAAGCAUUGUUGUAAUAAAAGUGGGCAGUUUUGAGUAAAUAGUAACUAUUUUUGGCAUGUUCAUUUUGUAUAAUAUUCACUCUUUAUUUCAUUAUAUCUGUCAUAUUUCAGAAAAUAAAUAAUAUUUAUUUUUUAUCUGUCAACGUUGAAAAACCCAAACUAAUUAACUGGAAGUUUUGAAAUAUAUAUCUAUAUGUAUUUGUUCUUUUUCAAGAGUAAAUCUGCACAACAUGAUUAGAG
Molecule: messenger RNA, 1399 nt
Organism: Striga asiatica
Lineage: Eukaryota; Viridiplantae; Streptophyta; Magnoliopsida; Lamiales; Orobanchaceae
Source: the annotation of a GenBank genome assembly